This is a messenger RNA of Ficedula albicollis (Collared flycatcher), 1158 nucleotides long. RefSeq names its product ES1 protein homolog, mitochondrial-like. Lineage: Eukaryota; Metazoa; Chordata; Aves; Passeriformes; Muscicapidae. The record is from RefSeq and is a predicted model, not a curated record. The transcript has 4 exons. The coding region runs from base 125 to 799 and encodes 224 amino acids.
GCCCUCCUGGCCCCACCUGCUCCUGGGGGUGGAGGAUGCUUUAAAGGGCUGCGGGCAGCGAGCGGGGCUCAGAGAGGAGCGGGGCUCUCGGGGGAUCUCCGGGGAUCGCCGAGCUCUGGGGACAAUGGCAAAGAGGGUGGCCGUGGUGCUGGCCGGCUGCGGGGUGUUCGAUGGCAGCGAGAUCCACGAGGCUUCGGCCGUGCUGGUGCAGCUCAGCCGCGACGGGGCUCAGGCUGAGGUUUAUGCCCCCAACAUCCCCCAGAUGCACGUGGUGGAUCAUGUGAAGGGGCAGCCAACACCAGAGCAGCGAAAUGUCCUGGUGGAAAGUGCCAGAAUAGCCAGAGGCAACAUCAAGGACCUGGCCACACUGGAUGUCAAGGAGCUGGAUGCCCUCAUCAUUCCAGGUGGCUUCGGGGUGGCAAAAAACCUGAGCACUUGGGCCACACAGGGCAAGAACUGCAGCAUCUCCAAGGAGGUGGAGGAGGUGCUGAGGGCUUUCCAUGCUGCCCACAAACCCAUCGGGCUCUGCUGCAUCUCCCCAGUGCUGGCAGCCAAAAUCUUCCCGGGCUGUGAGGUCACCGUGGGACACGACACGGAGUGUGAGCAGUGGCCUUAUGCCAAGACAGCCGAGGCCAUGAAGGAGCUGGGCUGCAGGCACAUCAACAGCCAGGUCAGCCAGGUGCACGUGGACCACAGGAACCUGCUGGUGAGCACCAGCGCCUUCAUGUGCAACGCCCCCGUCCACCAAAUCCACGAUGGAGUGGGGAGGAUGGUGCAGGAGGUGCUCAGGCUGGCCUGAUCCCACCCUCCUCCAGGGAUCCUCAGUGUCCCUCCUGCAUCCUCAGCAGCUCUGGUGGCUUGGAGCUGUUGUGUUCACUCUGGGAUCCUGGAACGGUUUGGGUUGGGAGGGAUCUCAAAGCUCGUCUUGCUCCAACCUCCUCCCGUGGGCAGGGACACGUCUCACUAGCCCAGGCUGCUCCAAGGUGGCCUCCAAGCUUCCAGGGGCUGCUUUGGGCACCCUCCCAAUUCCCAGGGAGGAAUUCCAUCCCAAAUCUCAUCCAUCCCAAAUCUCUCUAUAUCCCUACCCUCCCUCAGCUUGAGGCCAGGCUCCCCAACCCCUCCCUCAGAGCAGUGAAUUGUGGCUAAAGGAAGGAAACC